CCGCCACCGCCGCCGCAGCCAUGUCCCAGAAGAAGUCGCGCGGCGGAGCCUCCGCCGGAGACGACGCCGACGAGCUCUCGCGCUCGCCCCUCCAGGCCGUGCUCCUCGCCGACAGCUUCACGCUCAAGUUCCGCCCCAUCACCCUCGAGCGCCCCAAGGUGCUGCUGCCGCUGGUGAACGUGCCGAUGAUCGACUACACGCUGUCGUGGCUGGAGACCUCGGGCGUGGAGGAGGUCUUCGUCUUCUGCUGCGCGCACGCGCAGCAGGUCAAGGAGCACCUGCAGGACGCCGGCUGGACCGGGAAGCCCGCGGCCCGCGAGAUGGCCGUCAGAACCGUUGAGUCGCACGACGCCAUCAGCGCAGGCGACGCGCUCCGCGUCAUGUACGGCCGCGGCGUUAUAAAUGGGGAUUUUAUCCUCAUCAGUGGUGAUACAAUCAGCAACAUGAGCUUGAAAGAUGCUCUCCAGGAGCACAAGGACAGAAGGAAAAAGGACCCGCUUGCUGUUAUGACUAUGAUUAUAAAGCAGUCAAAACCUUCAGUACUGACGCAGCAGACACGUCUGGGGAAUGAUGAAAUUGUUAUGGCUAUAGCUCCUGAGACCAAGGAGCUACUUUAUUACGAGGAUAGAGCUGAUGCCUCACACCUGUGCGUGACAAUUGAUAAAGAUAUACUGGCCAGUAAUCCUACUCUCCAGUUGCAUAAUAACAUGGAGGAUUGCUAUAUUGAUAUCUGCUCGCCGGAAGUCCUUAGUCUUUUUACCGACAACUUUGACUAUCAACAUCUCCGGCGUCAUUUUGUGAAGGGUUUACUAGUUGACGAUAUUAUGGGGUACAAAAUUUAUACUCAUGAAAUACACUCCAGCUAUGCCGCAAGAGUAGAUAAUUUCAGGAGCUAUGAUACAGUGAGUAAAGAUAUAAUACAAAGAUGGACAUACCCUAUGGUGCCUGAUGUGUUAUCCUUUGGUAACUGCCAUGAAAUGAAACUACAUCGGCAAGGAAUUUACAAGGCAGCAGAUGUAACAUUGUCGCAUUCUGCACAUAUUGGUGCGAAUUCUGUUAUUGGCAAUGGUACAAAUAUCGGGGAGCAGUGCAAGGUAUCAAAUUCAGUCAUUGGGGAAGGUUGCAGUAUUGGGAAAAACGUUCUUAUUCACGGGUCCUAUAUAUGGGAUAAUGUCAUAAUUGAAGAUGGAUGCAAAGUGAGUAACUCCUUAGUCUGCGAUGACGUUCAUUUAAGGGCAGGUGCUGUUGUUGAGCCUGGCUGCAUAUUGUCAUUUAAGAUUAAAGUUGGAAAGAAUGUUGUUGUUCCCGCCUAUUCAAAAGUUUCACUACUUGAAAAGCCUUCAAAUGAAGAUAGUGAUGAGGAACUUGAGUAUGCUGAUACCAAUUCUGCAGUUACAGAUAGUCCACCCUUUUCCAGCAUGAGGAAUAAUGCCGACCACCCUACUGUCGAAUCUGAAGAUGAAGACUUGGGGGCAUCUGAGACUGGUACCUCUGGUGUCCUUGGUUACAUAUGGGCAAGUGGUGAUACUGGAACUCAGGAGGAGUGGAGACAAUCAAUUGCUCCAAUUCCUAAAGAAAAACUUCAAGAGUUGCAGCAUGCUAUUGCUGUUGAUGACGCCGAUGGAUCAGAAGAAGACUUGAACAACCGUCUACGUGAAGCAGACCAUGACAAUGAUUCCGAGAUUAGUGUGGUUGAGGAUGAUGAUUAUACUAAGUUUGAGAAAGAGGUCGAAGAGACAUUCCAACGAGCACUUGAUGGGGUUCAUCAAGACAACUUGAUACUAGAAAUUAAUGCGCUCAGGUUGUCUUAUAGCCUUCAGCAUGCAGAUUGUGCUGGAGCAGUUUUUUAUUCGAUCAUGAGGAGUGCACUAGUGGCUGCACAAUCUACUACUGAGAGUCUUCUAAAGGCAACUGCAGAUGCGCUUACCAAGUGGAGGGACCUUUUACGCAAUUACACCAAGACGGUUGAUGAGGAGAUGGAAAUACUUUUGAAGUUUGAGGAAAUGUGUCAAGAUAUCACAAAAGAAUUCUCUGCACUUUUUUCAAAGAUAUUGCCUUAUCUCUAUGAUAAGGAGCUAGUUAGCGAAGAUGCAAUUUUGAGAUGGGCGGAAGAAAAAGCGAAUGCCGAUGAGUCUGAUAAAGUUUUCGUUAAACAGUCUGAUGCUUUUAUUCAGUGGCUUAAGGAAGCUGAAGAAGAGGAGGAUGAAGAUGAAGAAGAGUAGAUUUGUAGCCCAUACUUGCACCCUUUUCCAACCUCAGAGGGGUGCCGCGUUCGUUGUCCAAUUUGAGUGGUUUCCUGGCGAGUUUGCAGCCGGAAAGUUUUGGAAGCUCGAUGUACAUUACAUAAUCCCAGUUUUGUCCCUAACCAAUCGGAGGAGGAAAAAACAUUUGCCCAUGAGGCAUGGGCCACCGCUGAACAACUGCAGAGUGUAGAUAUAUGUAUUUCUUCGCCGAUGCUUCCAUGAAAGCUUGUUUUGCUGA
Messenger RNA from Lolium rigidum, 2481 nucleotides. RefSeq names its product translation initiation factor eIF-2B subunit epsilon-like. Gene Ontology annotation, biological process: biosynthetic process. The record is from RefSeq and is a predicted model, not a curated record. The coding region runs from base 21 to 2222 and encodes 733 amino acids. The transcript is spliced from 15 exons. Gene Ontology annotation, molecular function: translation initiation factor binding; guanyl-nucleotide exchange factor activity; translation initiation factor activity. NCBI's taxonomy places the organism in Eukaryota, Viridiplantae, Streptophyta, Magnoliopsida, Poales, Poaceae. Gene Ontology annotation, cellular component: eukaryotic translation initiation factor 2B complex.